CUGAUCCGAAAAUACCACGAUAAGCAGAUAAGAACUAAAAAAAGUUCGAAAGGUUACUAUAUCAGAACAUUACGUCAAUUCAUCGCGAAACAGCGUAGCGUUCAGUUAAACUUCAAUGUUCGGUGAUUUACUCGAGAAUUCCACCACCGAGGGGGUGUUUUCUGCAUUGGUGAACAAGGUACGUGAUUGGAGUUUACAGACGAAUAAUGGCGGAAACGAAAUUGAUGUCAGUCACGGCGUUGGCAGCGCGGUGGCGGUCGAAGGCGCUUUUAAAAGAUAUGGUCGCGUUCAGGUACUGCACGACCUCUCAAUGGACGUGCCCAAAGGAUCCAUAUACGGCCUGCUAGGUGCGAGUGGGUGCGGGAAGACGACACUUUUGGGCUGCAUCGUCGGCAUCAAGCGGCUCGAUUCUGGGAACGUGUACGUCUUCGGGGAAAGGGCGGGAGGGCGAAACGAGUCGCGGAUCGGGUACAUGCCCCAGGCGACGGGUUUGUACGGCGAGUUCACCGUUACGGAAACCCUAAGGUUCUUCGGGAGGGUUAUUGGAAUGGACGAGGCCAAAAUCGACGAGAGGUCGAGGUACCUCGUCGAUCUGCUCGCGCUGCCACCGCACGAGGGCUCGGUGGCGAACUUGAGCGGCGGACAGCAGAGACGCGUGUCGCUGGCGGUGGCGCUUUUGCACGAACCCGAACUGUUAAUUCUGGACGAGCCGACGGUCGGGGUGGAUUGCACGUUGAGGGAGCUAAUUUGGGAACACUUCAAGAGCCUUACGGGGAACGGCGGAGUUACCAUUAUCAUUACGACGCAUUACAUUGAGGAGGCGCGGCAAGCAAAUCGUGUCGGUAUAAUGAGAGGCGGUUGCCUGAUGGCCGAAUCGGCACCCGCCGUACUGAUGAAGCGGCACCAAGCGGAGACGCUCGAAAGGGUCUUCUUGGCGCUGAGCGUGGAACAGAACCAGGCGAAGCGCACCGUAGGGAUCGCCGCGCGGGCGGAUCGGCCUAAAGCUACCGGAAGGUGGCCCAUCGAACGCGGCCACAUGAAGGCGUUGGUGUGGAAGAACGCCUUGUGGUUGCGUAAAAAUCUCACGGUCCUCGCGGUCGUCACGCUGCUUCCCGUCGUUAUGGUCUCAGUAUUUUGCCUCGCGAUCGGACAUUCCCCCUUUGACCUGACGGUCGCCGUAGUUAACCAGGAGGUGGGGUUCCGGAACUGCAACUCGACUCUGGUUUGCGGAAGUGAGGAGGCUAGUUGCGCGUUCCUCGGGUACUUAGAGGAACGAGGUUUGGUGAUGCGUUACUUCGAGAGUGAGGGUGACGCAAUUGCGUCGGUAAUGAAAGGUGAGACCUACGCGUCGAUUGUCAUAAGGAGAAACUACUCCCGUGGCUUGCACGUCCGUGCUUACGACUGGCAAGGAUUAAGCGUGAGCGAAUUGGCCGGCUCCUCCAUAGAUGUCUUCAGGGACCUCUCGAAUAAACACCUAGCAAUUCACCUUCAGAUCACCCUCUACCAGACUUUCCAGCAGUUUUUCUACGACUACAUCGAAAGUUGUGGACGACGCUGGGAAGCCAUGAAGGUGCCAGUACAGUGGGAGGCCGUUUAUGGAAGCAUGAAUCCGAACUUUACCGACUUUUCUAUACCGGGCGUCCUACUCUCGAUCAUCUUCAUCAUAGGGGUCAUUCUAACCGCCUACGCCAUGCUUAUAGAGCGCAACGAAGCCAGCUUGGAACGUACACUAGCAAUGGGCGUGACUAAAGUGGAACUACUUACCGCCCACAUCGUCAUAGAAUACGCCAUAAUGAGCACGCAAAUAGUACUAGCAAUGCUCUGCGCAUUUUUAGUGUUUGGAAUGACCAUCGAAGGCUCUCUUUUGUUAUCCACCUUACUGCUCAUGCUCGCGGGUUUCUGCGGCAUCUCCUACGGCCUCGUCAUAUCGUGCGUGUCAAACUCGCCGAUCAUCAUCGCCCUGGCGGCCAUGGGAAGCUACUUCGCGAUAGUUCUAACGGGCGGACUAAUCUGGCCGAUCGAGGCGAUGCACUGGCUCCUGAAACCGUUCGCGCUGUUCUUCCCUCUGACGAAGUCGACGGAAAGCCUAAGACACAUCAUGCACAAAGGCUGGGGAUUGUUCGAUGGGGACGUUUACGUCGGGUUCCUCUCCGUCAUUACUUGGAGCUUGGUUUUGCUGUCAUUCAGUGUGGUUCUGAUUAAAUUUCAAAAGAAUUGAUCAUGUCGCCUUCACCACUUCAUCCCUCAGCUUCCAAAUGGCGAGUCUAGUAAAUAAACAACGUAAAUAAGACCUUCAGCUUUAGAGAACCACCUUUGAACUUUAAACUUGAAGAAUGAAUUAUGGAAUAUCGAAGUGUAAGGUGUUCUUACGGUUUUGCCUUCAGGUCACUCAAGCCGGCGGGCCAAAGGUCAAAAGACGAAUCAGUUUUAAGCAUUUGUUAUAAUUAUAGUGUACCGGUUGCGUAUACACCUUUGGCUAGCACAUAAAUAACCCCAAACCACG
Photinus pyralis (common eastern firefly) is the source of this 2503-nucleotide messenger RNA. Its product is annotated as ABC transporter G family member 23-like. Gene Ontology annotation, molecular function: ATP binding; ABC-type transporter activity; ATP hydrolysis activity. Gene Ontology annotation, cellular component: membrane. Lineage: Eukaryota; Metazoa; Arthropoda; Insecta; Coleoptera; Lampyridae. Bases 116 to 2218 code for a protein of 700 amino acids. The record is from RefSeq and is a predicted model, not a curated record. The transcript is spliced from 9 exons.